CUUUCAAAUCACUGCUCUGUUGUGUAAUUCCUUUUACGCACCACUCAGUGUUUUCAACAGCUCCCUCUGCUGGCCUCUCCCUCCUCAUCACCUGCACUGGGUGGUUCCGCCGGGGGACAGCUGUGCUCUGAUUGGCUACUCCAGGAGGAGGCUGCCAUGACACACUGGAUGCUGCACAGAAUCAUUUCCACAGCAUCAGCAGGCAGUGGUCCUCCAUCCUCCUCAUUAUCCUCCUCCUCUCUCAUUUUCUCUUUUCUUCUCCUUUGCCUCUCCUCCUCUCACCACCACCCCUGGCUCUCUCUUUUCUCUCUCCCUGCUCCCCUCCUUCCGACAGACACGUGAGCCUGCUCGGGCACACUGCAGCAGAGGACGCACACACACCAGGAAGGAUAGCAGCAGCAGCAGGCGAACUGAUUUUCCUCCAUCCACUUCACAUUUUCAUCAUCAAUAUACUCUUUUAUAUCCUGCGCAUCUAUUUCCCCCCUCUUGCUCCUUUUUCCCCCUUUUUUCUCAAACUCCUCUUUUUCUCCUCCCUCUCCACUCCAUCUCCAACUCGCGCUUGGUCUCCUUCCGGCCGGCUGUUUUCCCAGGAUGCCUUGUUCCAGUCCGCUUCGCUAGGCCCGAGCAGCAUGGGCGGAGCCUGGGUGGGGAGAGAGAGCACGGAUUGGACCCUUCCCCUCAGGACGGGCGCGCUGGCGGGUCACCCUCCCUCAGCUUCAGAUGGGCGAGGACGCUGAGAGCCCCAAAAUCAACCACACCUUCCUGCGAGACUACGUCACUGAAGCUGAUGUCAUCUCUACGGUGGAGUUUAACCAGACAGGGGACCUGCUGGCCACGGGGGAUAAAGGUGGCCGAGUGGUCAUCUUCCAGAGAGAGACCGAGUCUAAAGGGGAGUACGAGGAGGCAGGGGAGACGGGGGACUCUGGGGAAUACAAUGUCUACAGCACGUUCCAGAGCCACGAGCCAGACUUUGACUACCUGAAGAGUCUGGAGAUUGAGGAGAAAAUUAACAAGAUCAGAUGGCUGCCACAGCAGAACGCAGCACAUUUCCUCCUUUCCACCAAUGAUAAGACCAUUAAACUGUGGAAGGUGAGUGAGAGAGACAAGAGACCAGAGGGAUACAACCUGAAAGAUGAGGAGGGACGGAUCAAGGACAUCUCGACCAUCACCUCUCUGCAGGUGCCAGUGCUGAAACCUACAGAUCUGAUGGUAGAGGUCCGUCCCCGACGAGUGUUCUCCAAUGGACACACCUACCAUGUCAACUCUAUCUCUGUCAACAGCGAUGGGGAGACGUACCUGUCUGCGGAUGACCUCCGCAUCAAUAUGUGGCACCUGGGCAUCACGGACCGCAGCUUCAACAUUGUGGACAUCAAACCAGCCAACAUGGAGGAUCUGACGGAGGUGAUAACAUCAGCAGAGUUCCACCCUCACCACUGCCACUUGUUUGUGUACAGCAGCAGCAAGGGAACCCUGCGCCUCUGUGACAUGAGAGCCUCUGCUCUCUGUGACAAGCAUACCAAACUGUUUGAGGAACCUGAGGAUCCAGGGAGCCGGUCCUUUUUCUCAGAGAUCAUAUCUUCUGUGUCAGACGUGAAGUUCAGCCACAACGGACGUUAUCUGCUGACCAGAGACUACCUCACCGCCAAGGUGUGGGACCUGCACAUGGACAAGGGCCCAGUGGAGACGUACCAGGUCCACGAAUACCUAAGGAGUAAGCUUUGUUCCCUCUAUGAAAAUGACUGCAUCUUCGACAAGUUUGAGUGUGUUUGGAACAGCUCAGACAGCGUGAUCAUGACAGGGGCGUACAACAGCUUCUUCCGGAUGUUCGACAGGGAGACGGGCCGAGGUGUCACCCUGGAGGCGUGGCGGGAAAGCAGCAAGCCUCGGGCUGUGCUGCGGACCCGGCGGGUCUAUACCGGCGGUAAGCGCCGCCGUGGAGAUGUAGGCGUCGAUAGUCUGGACUUCUCAAAGAAAAUCCUGCACAUGGCUUGGCACCCAUCUGAGAACAUCAUUGCCAUCGCGGCCACCAACAACCUGUAUAUCUUCCAGGAUCGCGUCAACCCCGAGACGCAUGUGCCGUGACGGGGAGGGGAACAUGGACAGCGGCAGAAACAGUAACGGAGACUCAAUCACAUUGGAAUGAGAAGAUUAAGUCCAAGCCAAGCCGUUUCACAACAUACCGAUAUGCAACAUCUGUUUGUUCUGAUAAAAGAUUAAUUAUAAAAUGACAAGACUCGUAAGUUUUUGGAUCCACAAAGGUGUAUAAUCCUUUUUUUCCCUCAACACUGAGACAAACCGAUUCCUCCACUACCCAUCAGGACGUGUUUUUGGUCCCACUUAACUCCCACUUUUUUGAAGAUCUUUCUGUAACUGCCCCACUGUAGGGGCAGUAAAAGAGGUGCAGGGACACCUCUCCACAUGUAGUGACCCAUUGCUGUUAACCACACAAUGUUGUACUCCUCGCUGAUGUGCUCUGGUACUGUUUGACAUAAAACUGAAAAUAUGUGCUGGGUACCAACGAAUGACGCUACAAAACCCAAAGGUCUUGCAUUGAUGUGGCCGUGAACUUUGCCAUCAGUGCAUCUGAUACAUUUUUCACAAUUGUGUAAGAUUAGGAUCGGUGUUAUUGUACAGCUCUUCACAACAACAUCCUGAAACAUUUUUUUUUUCUAUUGAAUGACAACCUCUCCAUUUAGAGCAGUGCUCUUGGAGAUUGCACGCAUACCUGACCCUUAAUCUUUGCCCUUGUUCACUUUGCAAUAAUAGCGCUAACAAAAACACAGUGCAGCAGUAUUCCUGCUUUAAGACACGAGUUCUUCUCCUACAGGUCACACCAAUGUAUACACUCUUUUUACUGUUAGUUGUAAAUAUUCUAUUCUUUUUUUAAGUCAGUACCAACUUUGGCUUAGCUUUUUUUCAUUUGCUAGAAAGGUUGUCAGAGUCUCUCUGCUAAAAGUCAAGACUUGAUGUAGGAGAUUGUAGCACUACAUACGCAAGUAUUGCUGACCAUAAAGAAGGAGGGAAUUGUGCACAAAUCAACACGUAGUGUUUUGUUGUGUAUAUUAAGCCGGUGACGGGUUUUGACCGCUGUAUCAAGGUCUCUGAAUUGUUUUUGGAGACUGCGUGACAGCGCUGAGCCCUCUACCAUAUGCUCAAAUUGAAGCUGAUUGGUGAUUAAAUAUAAAAUACAUUCAAUUAGAUUUAAUUGCGUUAUGCUAAUUUAAAAUGGGCAAAGUGUUCGUUCUAUAAUGCAUACGCACAUUUGGCGAGGGCUCUUACAAUCAAGAAAAAGUUGGAAUCGAAGCACAUGAAUGAGGCCGCUGAUUCAGCUAAUCAACGUUUUGAUGACUACGGUCGUGUCCUGUGUGUUAGAGGGUCAGAUGUCAUCAUCCGUGCAUUAUGUACAUCGCUGAAAUGUCUUUACCAUUGAAACAAUAAUGUCAUGUGAAUUUACCAUGCUUCCCAGCUUCAUAUUGUCAUUAUACUGUAUACCUCACAGUGCCACAUGCUACUCCGGCCUUUCGACACUGAAAGCCCGGCAUGUACAGCAGUAAGGUGAUGUCUGUGUUGGACUGGGUUCUGCGACCUGGUCAAGAUUUUAUUGUUUACAGUGAAGUGCAUUGUUUUCAAGUGACCGUGGCCCUGAUGGGAUUAAAGUCAGUGGUCUGGAUGUGUACUGCAGCAGGUGGAGUAAAAGAAUCAGUGCAGAAGCUGGAAGUGUUGUUGCACUGCCAACCACUCUGUUUGAUAGAAUAACAACAGUUCACUGUGUUCACCUGAAAAGCCCAAGGAAAGAAGACAAUUCUUAAGGUCUGUUUCCUCCUCACGAUAACCGCUGUUGGUAACAAAAAACACUAUUCACAGAUGUUUAAAUUGCAGCCUGUGGGAUGGGGGGGUCUCUUAUGGUCCCUCCUACUAUGUUUCGGUCUUCACUGUUCAUUUGUGUUGUUGAAUGCACACAUGGUGUUUCAGUGAUUUGGUUUAAGAAACACUGGAUAUCCAAGAUGAUGACAACCCACAUGAAAAGUGGUUUACAUAACGACAGACCACCUAAAGUAUUAUACGAGUUCCUGAGAUGUAGUUUAGAGCAAGUCAGUUGUAAUCGCAUCAUAACAAUCACCUCAUACAACCAGUGAGAGGAUUUUCUGGAGCACAGCAGCAGCAGCAUGUUGCCAUUACUCAAUGCUACUAGCGUGUAUAUUUAUCAUACUUUAAAAUAGACAAAUCUAACCAUACAAAAGCAUAACUCAAGCGCGAUAAAUGGAAGGAAUGUGCACUAAUAAAAUACAAGAAAAUCUGACAACAAAACGUGUUGGAUCCUUUCAUGUCUGCGUCUGCAUUGAAUCGGGACACCAUUUGUUCUCAUCGCUGAAAUGCUUUCAGUCAAACCACCCGCAAGAGAUUUUGUUCCAACGUCAAGCACUUUAAUUAAUAAUAAUAAUUUCACACAACCCUACACUCCAUCACUAGAUUAAAAGGCACUCAAAUGCACAGUGCACAGGCUCAACCUCAAUGAUUCUCAUUCACAAGUGCAGUUGCAACUUCGUAGUGUUCACAUAUGUGGGUUUUCACGUGUUAACAUGUUGUCAGUGCUGUCCUGUGAACACCACAUAUAUAAAAAAAACUGUCCCAUCUC
This is a messenger RNA of Scophthalmus maximus (turbot), 4636 nucleotides long. RefSeq names its product protein phosphatase 2, regulatory subunit B, gamma a (gene ppp2r2ca). The transcript has 10 exons. Gene Ontology annotation, cellular component: protein phosphatase type 2A complex; cytosol. NCBI's taxonomy places the organism in Eukaryota, Metazoa, Chordata, Actinopteri, Pleuronectiformes, Scophthalmidae. Gene Ontology annotation, biological process: peptidyl-serine dephosphorylation. Bases 721 to 2082 code for a protein of 453 amino acids. Gene Ontology annotation, molecular function: protein phosphatase regulator activity; protein binding. The record is from RefSeq and is a predicted model, not a curated record.